Molecule: messenger RNA, 1873 nt
Organism: Mollisia scopiformis
Lineage: Eukaryota; Fungi; Ascomycota; Leotiomycetes; Helotiales; Mollisiaceae
Exons: 4
Coding region: 220-1626 (468 amino acids)
Molecular function (GO): protein binding
Source: RefSeq, a predicted model, not a curated record
AAACUGCUCGCGGGCCUCCGUAUAGACCGCAGGGCUCGAGCUGGUCGUAUGCUCCUCGAAAUAUUCAUAGCUGUUAGGAUGCUAUGAUUUUGCUGAGCAUACAUUCAAAGAAGCUGGUUCUAGCUUAUUUCCUCGUUUAGGUUAGCAAACGGCUGGUGGGGCACGGCUUUCUAAGGCCACCACUUCCACCAACGUACAAACAACCAGAUACCUGGCAAAAUGUUCUACGAAGGAGACUUGCAGAGCGGCAUUAGUAAAGCUAUUCAAGAGGAUAAGCUGGUCGCUUGCUUCGUGACAGACGAUGGAGGAGAAAGUUUACUUUGGGAAGAGUUUCUUCGAGAAGAAAAUUUAAAAUCUUCGUUGGCUACGCAUACAAUAUUGCUCCGGCUCAAAGCAGGGUCUCAGGAAGCUGGUUACCUUGCAGCAAUAUUCCCUCUGCCGAAAACACCCGUCAUCGUAAUUAUCAAGAAUGGUGAGCUCAAGGAAUACUUGGCAGCAGGUAUAUCGAGGGAAGAUUUUAUGAGACGUAUAGGUGUUGUGUUGGAAACAAAACCAUCAAUUCAGUCAUCAUCAACCUCAGCUCCAGUGGCACCCAACCCAAGUGGCCCACCAACAGGCUCCUCGCAAACGGGAGAGUCAUCUACGUCGACUCCCCAGAGAUCUACAAGCCUUGUAGCUCAAAGUCUAGCCAACGAGCUGGCUCAGUCCCGUGCAGCCCAAGAUACGCAAGCUAUGCUAGCAGAACGAAGUGCUCGCCUUGAGGUCCAGAAGAAAGAGCACGACAAGAAAGAGAAGGCUAAACGUGCUGAAGAAGCCAAAGCUCGACGGGAGGCUGCUGAAAAAGCCGCUGCGCCAGGCUCGAAAGCCGGGACGGAUGCCAAAUAUGCCCUGAUGCAGAAGAAGCGACAGCAGGAGGCUCGUGAUGAGAGGGCUAGGAUUCUCAAGCGUGUUGAAGAUGAUAAAGCUGAGAGACGCGAGAAAGAGGCUGCUCGAAGAGCAGAGGCUAAGGCAAAAGCUGAAGAAGUCGUUCCACCAACUGGAUCUAGCAGCAUAGCACCCCCUUUCGCUAGCAAGUCAGCCGAGUGCGCGUUACAAAUACGAUUAUUUGAUGGAUCUACCAUUCGAUCAAGAUUUCCGUCCCAGGGUAGUCUUCGAAAGGACGUUAGACCAUGGAUCGACGAGAAGCAAUCUGGUGAUGUACCAUACACAUUCAAGCAUGUCUUGUCACCUCUGCCUAAUAAGAACAUCGAAACGUCUGAGGAGGAGCGGACGCUUCAAUCGCUUGGACUCACACCUAGUGCAACCUUGAUCUUGUUGCCAGUCACAAAUGCUACGAAUGCCUACGAGGGUAACUCUGGCCUUGUUUCUCGGGGUGUCUCCGCCGGCUACGGGAUUGUUUCUUCUGGUGUCGGCCUCGUCACUGGGGUUCUUGGAAGCUUGUUGGGAGCAGGACCAACUCAACCAGCAAAUGAUGCAGCACAAGUAGACUCCACAGACACACGACCCAGUGCAAAUAUUAGAACAUUGAGAGACCAGAAUGCUGGACCUGACGACCAACAGUUCUACAACGGCAACGCACUCAAUUUCGAGCCUCGACAUGAUGACGAAGAUAAGAAGGACGACUGAGCGGUUGGUGAAAGAUGCUUGGCUGCAUGAGCGGCGAAAGGCGCUGAACUUGGGAAUAGCUUGGUGAACAUACAUUUCUCGAUGCUUCUGCUGUACUUCUUUAGAACAGACUUCACUUGAUGUUGGUAUUACGAAGUCAAUUUUUGAUGCGGAUUGAGAAUUAGAGCCUUUUCCAUUGGUACAAGAUGACCCUUCUAAUGUAUCAGUUCCCCAAAUUUACCACUUUAUUCGCACUCCUUCUAUUAUG